CCCUCGGUCUAAAUAAACUUUUUCCUUAAAGGUUUGGCACAGUUGGUCUCUAAAACGAACGCAGCCAUUUCGGCGGGCCAUUUCAAAUUAUCUGAUUAUUACCAGAGUAAUUUUUCGUCGUGAAUCACAUUCAAAGAGAGAGAAAGAAGAGAUCAAGAGAGGAGAGAGAGAGAGAGAUAGAGCAGGUGUCACUGGAAGUCUCAACCAGUCCAUCAUUUGGGUUCUUGAAAACAAAAAUGGACUGUGUAGGUUCUAAAGAAGCUGACAGUUUAUGGUUCGCCCCAACUCCCAGUAAGAGAUGGGGUGAGAUAUUUUUCCUCCUAUAUACACCCUUUUGGCUCACUCUCACCCUUGGAAUCAUUGUUCCCUACAAGUUAUAUGAGAGUUUUACAGAGUUGGAGUACUUGCUUGUAGGAUUGGUGGCGGCACUUCCUUCAUUCUUGAUACCAUUGUUUCUAAUCGGAAAGGACGAUAGGAGCAAGUGUUGGAGUGAUCGCUACUGGGUUAAGGCCAGCGUGUGGAUUGCUAUCUUUAGUUACGUUGGAAACUACUAUUGGACUCACUACUUUUUCGCCAUUCUUGGAGCUUCAUAUAUUUUUCCAUCUUGGAGGAUGAACAAUGUGCCUCAUACCACAUUCCUUCUUGCGCAUGUUUGUUUCUUAUUUUACCAUGUCUGGUCAAACAUUACCCUUAGACGACUACGCAAUUCCAUUUCGGUCCUUUCAAGGCCUGUGCAAUUGGCUAUUGAGGCUUCCUGGAUUCUAGCCUUGUCUUAUUUCAUUGCGUUCCUUGAGACAUAUGCUAUUUCCAAUUUCCCUUACUAUGACUUCGUGGAUCGGGCAUCAAUGUACAAGAUAGGGUCCUUAUUCUAUGCAAUUUAUUUUAUUGUAAGCUUUCCGAUGUUUAUAAGAUUGGAUGAGAAGCCCAGUGAUCCAUGGACUCUAUCGAGGGUGGCUAUUGAUGCUCUGGCUGCUAGCAUGCUCGUAACCAUAUUAUUGGAUUUAUGGCGCUUAUAUAUUGGGCCCAUAACGAACAUCUCAGCUACAAACCAGUGCCGAGAGCCAGGUUUGCCAUGGUUAUCAUAACACAUGAUGUGAUCUUGUAAUUGUUGGAUAAUACCCAAGUCCCGGUAUUUGGUAAAAUGGGUUCUACACAACUUUUAUCAAAAUUGAACUCUGUUCUUCAUUUAAUUUAGAGCUUUUCAUUGUAUUGGGAGAUCGUUUUCUCCUUUUGAAUAGCAUGGUUUCCCAAAGUCUCCUCAUGAAUAUGUAUGUGUUUAGGAGUCAUGCUGAAGCUUUGCUUUAGUUUCUCUCACUUAUCUGUUCGUAUCAAAUCGGUAUGGCAAAUGCUAACUUGGGCUGUACUUUUGAUGUUCCUUUCUCUUCGUUUUCCAGCCCAUCAUAUUGUAUUAGAUGAACUGUGUUUCUGAGUGUUAUUCUGUCUCAUCUUCAGAUUUGGCAGACUUUGAUUUUUCUAAAACAAUCAUUUUCUCA
Molecule: messenger RNA, 1493 nt
Organism: Amborella trichopoda
Lineage: Eukaryota; Viridiplantae; Streptophyta; Magnoliopsida; Amborellales; Amborellaceae
Gene: CPI1
Product: cyclopropyl isomerase
Molecular function (GO): cycloeucalenol cycloisomerase activity
Source: RefSeq, a predicted model, not a curated record